CUUAUUUUGAACGACGGUGACCUGUCGCGCUGAUCCUGCGGAGAUAAGAUUAGAUCAACGCGAGAACUGCUCCACCUGCUUUCCCAAGCUAACACGAACGAAAACUCUUGCCAUCAACACCCCACGUUCGAGCAUACCCGGCUACUGCCAAUUAUCCUUUUCACGAGCGUACUGCAUAGAACGAAUAUGACCGAGACGGCUCCAAAAAGCACUCUGCCGUACCCACCCGUCCACUAUGGCAAGCAGUUCGUCGUUCUGAGCGAUUGGUACGACUAUUUUAUUAUCUGCUUUUGUCCACGCAUGCCUACGCUUUGCCGUUAUCUAACACUGCCGUGCACAGACAUGACCGACAACCUCGGAUACGGAAAAGAGAAACGCCGAGAUGGAAAUUUGGAUAUCCUGUCUGGAAAAACUACUUUCCGGGACGAGUUUCGUCGUAUGCUCGACAGCGUUUCCGCGAACGGGCACACGUUGGACGAAUGUAAGGAAGUCCUGAAACAGAACAUCAAACUCGACCCUGGAUUUAGGGACUUCUACAGAUACUGCAAGUCUAAAGACAUCCCUGUCGUGAUCGUCUCCAGCGGAAUGGAACCUAUCAUACGCUCCGUGCUCUCAGCGCUGGUUACGCCUGAAGAAGCGGCCGAAAUUGACAUCAUAUCCAACGACGUAGAUGUCCAUUUGGAUGGUACGUGGAGCAUCAAGUAUCGUCAUCCCACCAGCGGAUAUGGCCACGACAAAUCACAGGCGAUUCUGCCAUACCGUGCGCUCCCGAAGCCGCCCACGCUCUUUUUCUUUGGGGAUGGCGUCUCAGGUGCGUAUAUCCGCAUUCUACGAACGUCCUUUUUGGCUGAACACUUCACGCGCCCGCCUAUUAAACACCCACUCUCUUAUCUACGCAAUCUAUAACAGACAUGUCAGCAGCACGGCAUGCCGAUGUAUUGUUCGUCAAGCAGAAGAAUGAUGGAGAGAAUGAUCUUGCAGCGUAUUGCAAACGGGAAGGCAUUCCACACAUUCUCUUCUCGGACUUCGGAGCUGCGCUGAACACUGUCAAGGCGAUCGUAGAAGGCAGCAAGACUGCUGACGCAGCGUUGGCCGAAGGCAGGGCCGAAUGAACCCGGUUGGACCAGGGUAGAUUAGUAGAUCAUAGUAGAUCAAAGCAAUAGAGAACCGAAUUCAUAGUUCAUACGUGGUAGUAAACCUGUAUGGAGUGAUGUGAACUUUGUACCCGUUCCGUGGUUUCUUCCAAUUCUGUUCCUUGGAGUUGUGAGAUCAAGGCACAAACUUAUAAAUAAGGACCCAAGA
Pisolithus orientalis is the source of this 1302-nucleotide messenger RNA. RefSeq names its product HAD-like domain-containing protein. Lineage: Eukaryota; Fungi; Basidiomycota; Agaricomycetes; Boletales; Pisolithaceae. Gene Ontology annotation, molecular function: phosphatase activity; magnesium ion binding. Gene Ontology annotation, cellular component: cytoplasm. Gene Ontology annotation, biological process: dephosphorylation; L-serine biosynthetic process. The record is from RefSeq and is a predicted model, not a curated record. Bases 187 to 906 code for a protein of 239 amino acids. The transcript has 7 exons.